This is a messenger RNA of Hyaena hyaena (striped hyena), 572 nucleotides long. RefSeq names its product mitochondrial ribosomal protein S18C (gene MRPS18C). Bases 101 to 532 code for a protein of 143 amino acids. The transcript is spliced from 6 exons. Gene Ontology annotation, cellular component: ribosome; mitochondrial small ribosomal subunit. The record is from RefSeq and is a predicted model, not a curated record. Gene Ontology annotation, biological process: mitochondrial translation. Gene Ontology annotation, molecular function: small ribosomal subunit rRNA binding; structural constituent of ribosome. Lineage: Eukaryota; Metazoa; Chordata; Mammalia; Carnivora; Hyaenidae.
GAACCUUUGAAUCGAGUAUUCGGGCCAACAGGGGAGAGCACCGGAGGCGACUUGUCAGGACUGUCUGGAAACAGGAAAGGAAGAGGAGGAGCCAGGAUCCAUGGCGGCGCUGGUUGCUGUUUGCAGUGGUCUAGGGAGGAAAAAGUUGGCGUACUUCAUAAAGCCAGCUCUCUGCCUCAGAGAUUCUAAGGCUCACGCGGUGCUGUGGAGAACUUGUUCACAAUAUACGCAGGUAGCCAGCAAUGAGGACCUGCCCAUUCCAAUGGAAAAUCCUUAUAAAGAGCCUCUUAAAAAGUGUAUCUUGUGUGGAAAACGUGUAGAUUAUAAGAAUGUACAGCUUUUGUCGCAGUUUAUAUCUCCAUUUACUGGAUGCAUUUAUGGAAGGCACAUAACAGGUCUUUGUGGGAAGAAACAGAAAGAAAUCACAAAAGCAAUUAAGAGAGCUCAAAUAAUGGGGUUUAUGCCAGUUACAUAUAAGGAUCCUGCAUAUCUCAAAGACCCUAAAGUUUGUAACAUCAAGUAUCGGGAGUAAAUUACAUGUCUUACCAUCAAUAAACAUAUUUUACAAUAAA